Molecule: messenger RNA, 4400 nt
Organism: Echinops telfairi (small Madagascar hedgehog)
Lineage: Eukaryota; Metazoa; Chordata; Mammalia; Afrosoricida; Tenrecidae
Gene: RNGTT
Product: RNA guanylyltransferase and 5'-phosphatase
Exons: 17
Coding region: 191-2011 (606 amino acids)
Biological process (GO): protein dephosphorylation; 7-methylguanosine mRNA capping
Molecular function (GO): mRNA 5'-triphosphate monophosphatase activity; protein tyrosine/serine/threonine phosphatase activity; mRNA guanylyltransferase activity
Source: RefSeq, a predicted model, not a curated record
AGUUGAGUCUGAAAGAAAGUGGCGCGCUGCCCCUGACGUUACCGAGUGGGAGCGGCUCGGAACCAGAGCCCGGCCAGGGUUCUGGUGCGGCGGACCUGCGAGGCGGAGCGGACCGGACCGCGAGGCGCCGGCGCCGCCGGCCAGAGGAGCGUUGGUGCCGGGGCGGGGCGGUUCUCCGCGGCCGCAAGACAUGGCUCAUAACAAGAUCCCGCCGCGGUGGCUCAACUGUCCGCGGCGCGGCCAGCCGGUGGCAGGAAAAUUCCUACCUUUGAAGACAAUGUUAGGACCAAGAUAUGAUAGUCAAGUUGCAGAAGAAAAUCGAUUCCAUCCCAGCAUGCUCUCAAAUUAUCUGAAGAGUCUCAAGGUUAAAAUGGGCUUAUUGGUGGACCUGACAAAUACUUCGAGGUUCUAUGACAGAAACGAUAUAGAAAAAGAAGGAAUCAAAUACAUAAAACUUCAGUGUAAAGGGCAUGGUGAGUGCCCGACAACUGAGAACACUGACACAUUUAUUCGUCUGUGUGAGCGAUUUAAUGAGAGAAGUCCACCAGAACUUAUAGGUGUUCACUGUACCCACGGUUUCAACCGCACUGGUUUCCUCAUAUGUGCCUUUUUGGUGGAGAAAAUGGAUUGGAGUAUUGAGGCAGCAGUUGCUACUUUCGCCCAAGCCAGACCUCCGGGAAUUUAUAAGGGUGAUUAUUUGAAAGAACUUUUUCGUCGCUAUGGUGAUAUAGAAGAAACACCACCCCCACCUCUAUUGCCAGAUUGGUGUUUUGAAGAUGAAGAGGAUGAGGAUGAGGAUGAAGAUGGUAAAAAAGAUUCAGAACCUGGGUCAAGUACUUCCUUUGGCAAAAGGAGAAAGGAACGGUUAAAAUUGGGUGCUAUUUUCUUGGAAGGAAUCACUGUUAGAGGUGUAACCCAAGUGACAACUCAACCAAAGUUAGGAGAGGUGCAGCAGAAGUGCCAUCAGUUCUGUGCCUGGGAAGGGUCUGGAUUCCCUGGAGCACAGCCUGUUUCCAUGGACAAGCAGAAUAUUAAACUUCUAGAACAGAAGCCUUAUAAAGUAAGCUGGAAAGCAGAUGGCACUCGAUAUAUGAUGUUGAUUGAUGGCACAAAUGAAGUUUUUAUGAUUGACAGAGAUAAUUCAGUAUUUCAUGUUUCAAAUCUGGAGUUUCCGUUUCGUAAAGAUCUUCGAAUACAUUUAUCAAAUACUCUCUUGGAUGGGGAGAUGAUUAUUGACAAAGUAAAUGGACAGGCUGUUCCCAGAUAUUUGAUAUAUGACAUAAUUAAAUUCAAUGCACAGCCAGUUGGAGAUUGUGAUUUUAAUACUCGUCUACAGUGUAUAGAACGAGAAAUAAUAAAUCCUCGACAUGAAAAAAUGAAGACUGGUCUCAUUGACAAAACACAAGAACCAUUUAGUGUCAGAAAUAAGCCAUUUUUUGACAUCUAUGCUUCAAGAAAGUUACUUGAAGGAAACUUUGCCAAAGAAGUCAGCCAUGAAAUGGAUGGACUCAUUUUUCAGCCUAUUGGAAAAUAUAAGCCUGGUCGAUGUGAUGAUAUUUUGAAAUGGAAGCCUCCCAGUCUGAAUUCUGUGGAUUUUCGCCUAAAGAUAACAAGAAUGGGAGGAGAAGGGUUACUCCCUCAGAAUGUUGGCCUUCUCUAUGUUGGAGGUUAUGAAAGACCCUUUGCACAAAUCAAGAUGAGAAAUCAUGACCCAGGAAACCGAGUGAUAAAAGAGCUAAAACAGUAUGACAAUAAAAUUAUAGAAUGCAAAUUUGAGAAUAACAGCUGGGUCUUCAUGAGACAGAGAACAGACAAAAGUUUCCCUAAUGCCUACAACACUGCCAUGGCUGUGUGCAACAGCAUCUCAAACCCUGUCACCAAGGAGAUGCUGUUUGAGUUCAUCGACAGAUGCACAGCCACUUUUCAAGGACAGAAACGAAAGCAUCACCUGGAUCCUGAUACAGAGCUCAUGCCACCACCGCCUCCCAAGAGACCGCGCCCUCUCACCUAAGACCAGCUUGAUCGCGGGGUGCAGGGGAGAGAGGAGUAAGGAAAAGUGUUGUCACCCAUUUUUGCAGUCAGAGAAAUCGAAGAGAGUGGCUGAUGUCGAUACACAUUUGAAGUUUUUGUUUUUGCUCUUGUUUUGUUCUGUUUUAAAGAAAGGUAUUGUAGCAGCCUGUAAAUAUUGAUGUCUUUGUUUCCUCCGUGCUGCCAGUACAGUGUGGACUUAAUACGUUUUCUCUCUGAUAAACUCAGCCUUACCUUGUGGAAUCUGAAGAUUUGAAUACCCAAAGGUGUAAACAAGAUGGAAAUCAAUGAAAAAGAGGCCUUGUUUAUAUUUGGAUAACUUCCAUCGUUAAUUUAUAAAGUUAGCAACCUAGACUUGUGAGAGCACAGGACACUGUAUUUUAGAAGUUGUCUUUCAACUGUGGUCAAUUUUCCUUUAAAAACAUGUGGGCAGUGGCAUUGCACACUCUCGCUAUCCGUGCUGUGGAUUUCCUGCACUGGGGUUCCUGCACUGGAAAACAAAGGCACGCUUUGUAUUGUCUUAAGAACUGUUUUUGGAAAUGUAAAAGAAAAGGGUGGGAAGGAAAGCCCCAUGUAUGUGCAUUGCAUCCUUUUUAAAGGAAGAACAUUGUUGUUUUUCCCAUCUGUUAACUAUCGUUUGAACUACAACAUAGACUCCGUACCUAGUAUGCCAGUUCCAGUUACUUCAGAGCACUUGGAUGUACACCCCACCAUCCUGAGUCUUCUCUCCUGGGAGGUUUUUGUUUUGUCAUGGUUUUGAAUGCCAAGGGCGGCUUCUUGGCCUUACCUCAGUGGUAUCAGCACAUUGUAAAUUACAUUAAAACUCACAACUCACUGUGGUCUGUAGAAGUGAUAGCAGAUACGAAUGAUGUUGUGUUCGAUCCGUUGUACCAAAUGGCCAAGGAAAUGCCAGCUGACUUCUUUGAUUAGAAGGUAAUGUCAACGGAACAGAAUGGUAUCACUAGAAAUUGGUCUCCCACAGCUACAUAAAUGCAGAGGCAAGAGGCAUAUACUUGUAGGAACUAACCAACAAGGAAACCAAGACAUUCAUUUUCAAAGCCAGAGCAGCUGCUGUUGUCACAUACAUGCAUUUUGAAAAUUGACUUGUAGGCCAUUGUUGAAAAAUUGUGCUCUGAUUGAUGUGUGAAGGAACUCUGAGAAUGGGCCAAUUCAAGGCUAAUGUAUUUAUUUUUAGAGGUGCAGGUUUUAAGUGUAUGUAUUUAAAACAUUUCCAUGCUCUGAAUUUUAUAUAUGUAUACAUAUGUAUAUGCAUACGUAUGUGAGUAUAUGCAACAGUGUAUGUUUUUUUAAUACAGUCAGACAUGAACAUCUAAAUGGGUUACCUAAUAGACCGAAACUCUGACAGGAUUUCUAUACAAGAUAGCACAGACUAACCAAAAAUGUAUUUAUAUUCAUCUAAGUUUUCAUGUUUUUAAACAAGGUUUUCUCCUGCAGUGCUUUUCUAUAAGAACUACUAAAGUCAUGUGUGGGUUUUUUUCAUUUGUUGUCCCCAAGUUAUGUAAUGUGUAGUAACGUGAUCCAAAAUCCAUCUUAGUGAUUCUUUCUGAGAGUACAGUUCUGUUUUGGGCACUAAAGAGAUUAAAACACCUGAGUGCCACAGCGACUUUUGAAAGAGGGAAAGUUCCAAAGCUUCACAGUGUCUUUUACACAGUACAUUUCUAAAAAUGCUAUGCAACUCCAAAAGUCUGAUGUCUACUUCCCCUGGAAUAGCGACUCUCUUGACACGGUAUGUUGCUUUCUUCUGAGCCUGGGUAAAGAUGAAGCCCCUUUGCAGAGAAAAAGCAAUCCUUUGCAAUGAUCCCUAAUAGAGUUAAAGUGUUUAUGGUAAUUGUAACCUUUCAAAUGCGUUAAUGUGAAAAGAGCAUCUCAUUUUUUAAAAGAUUUUGAUAUUUUUUCUUUGUCUUUGUGCAUUUUAGCAGAAGUUAAGUUUCUGAAUUUAUCUCUUUUCAAUUACAAUGAUGUGUAAUUGCAGUUCUAAGUCCACCUUAGGACUAAGACCCAGCUGGAUCCUUAACACACUGAUACCUGCAGCUUCAGGACAGUCCCCUAGAAGGUCAAGAGAUGAUGCCAGAGACAGGAGUCGGGAUGUUGUGAACGAGAUGCUUCUCUCAGCCCACUUGACAGUAACUCUUUUCUGAGAUAGAAAUUUCAUAGGUAAGAAUAAGAAAACAUAACUUUCUUGAGUUCCCACAUUUCAACAUUGUUGAUUUGCGUUGGGACAAGGUGUGGGUGCCUCCUGCCUGGAUGGAUAGUUACAUUUGCUUUCCAUGAAAUGCUCAGAAAAUGUCAGGACAUUCCUUCUCUAAUUGUCUGUCAGUGUGCAUUGUAAUAAAACUGCUGAUUUAAAAGAA